AUGGAAGGUUUUAAGGAAGAGAUUGGUAGAGGAUCUUCAGGAACAGUUUGCAAAGGGACUAUGUUGAAUUCCCAAAAGUUUGUAGUUGUCAAGAAAUUAAAGAAGGUGUUAGUUGAAGGGGAAAAAGAGUUUCUAACUCAGAUUCAAGUUGUUGGGAGAACCCACCAUAGGAACUUAGUUCGUCUACUUGGUUAUUGUUUUGAGGAAGUCAACAAGGUCUUAAUAUAUGAUUACAUGAGCAAUGGUUCUUUGGCUAAUCUUCUCUUCACACCUGAAAAACAACCUAAUUGGGUUGAAAGAAUGGGCAUUGUUCAUGAGUGUGAGACUCAAGUCAUCCACUGCGAUAUAAAGCCUCAAAACAUAUUCAUGGAUGAUAAUAGGUGUACAAAAAUUUCUAACUUUUGA
Molecule: messenger RNA, 405 nt
Organism: Pistacia vera
Lineage: Eukaryota; Viridiplantae; Streptophyta; Magnoliopsida; Sapindales; Anacardiaceae
Product: G-type lectin S-receptor-like serine/threonine-protein kinase LECRK4
Exons: 1
Coding region: 1-405 (134 amino acids)
Biological process (GO): protein phosphorylation
Molecular function (GO): protein tyrosine kinase activity; ATP binding
Source: RefSeq, a predicted model, not a curated record